AUUAGUUGCACCUGUGUCUCGUUGUCUCUCUAACCUAGGUCUAUUUAAGUCUGUGUCCUUCAUUUCUUAAGUUGUCAGUUUGUUGUUGUACCUCUGUCAAGUGUCCUGGUUUAUUGUUUCCCUUGUACCUUUCCUGUCUUUGGAUUUUGCCUGCUCACUAUUGGAUUUGUGUUUCCGAAACAGAAAUUAUAUUCUCAAAACUACAUGGACAAACCUCUAAACCACUUGGCAAUUGUUCACAACAGAAUUGAAUUUCUCAUUCAUUUUGCAAAUUGCAAAUGUCUAAGUACAUGUCUCAGUGUCUCAGUACAUCUUUGCAAAUGAUUAAGUACAGGUAGCCAACAUUUAGCACAAUUUCCAAGUGAAUAGAUCUUGUUGAUCUAAACUGAUUGUCGAUUCUCAGUCUAAUGAUUGUUUGCUCCAAAACGUGUCAGCGUCAUUUCAUUGUAUAAGUCAUCACAUGCACAAUAGUUUGUUUAAUUGUCAAAAUUACUCAAGAACAUAAUACCGUGAAUACCAUAUAUGAAUCCUUGGAACAUUUGAUAAAUUAUUACAGCAAUUGACAGUCAGGUGAAACUAGAACUUGACUAAUGAAGGAGGAGUUUCACACAUCUCAGAUGACCAAUCAAACAGUAUGUUUAGUUACCUGACAGGUGCUGUCCAUGACUGUGAAUGCUGCCAAACAUGUAUGUAAAGAGCUUGACCAUGCAGGACCAGUACAGUUUCUGAACAUGGACGCACCUGGCCAAGUAAAUGAACAAGGGCAGCUACCUGCUCGAGGAAGAGGAAGGAGAAGAGGAGGAGGAGUAAGGGUGCGUGGUGGUGGAAUAGGGGGAAGAGGCAGAGGAGGACGAAGACACCAUGCUGUCCCGGAUGAAAUUCGGGCCACAAUUAUAGACCAUGUCAUCAACCAUGGCCUCACAAUGGUGGAGGCAGGUGGUCGAGUGCAGCCUAAUGUGCCUUGCUCUACAGUCUCCUCCAUCAUCCAAACCUUUCACAGGGAAAACAGGUAUGUUGUCAGUCAAUGAUGGAAUUAUAUGUUGUAUAGGACAGGACACUGUGCAUAGACCAAGAAAUAUAUUUAUUUACACAUUUACCUAUUCCUAUUAUGAUACUAAAAAUGACUAGAAAAACAUUGGAGAAAAUAAACUAUGGAAUAGUUUAUUUUCUACAGUAUUGAUGAUACAGUUUACAGUAGUAUUCCAGUCACUGUGCAGUGAUGCAUUAGAAUUGUGGUAAAGUUACUGUAAGUAAAACAACAAUACAAUUGCAUAGGUAACUCAUUCUGUAAGGAAUACAUAAGGUAUACAUUACGAAUGAAGUGUCCUUUGAAUUCUAUGUCUAGGAUUGGAUGACAACCUUGCACGGGUGGCAGAAGAAAACUUCUUAGUGAACAACAAGAACAAGAGAUCUGUAACAUGGUGAUGGCAAAUAAAGCCAUCACAUUGAGAGAGAUCCGCGCUGCAAUCCUACAAGACAAUGCCAUAUUCCAAAAUGUCAACUCUAUAAGCAUCUCCACAAUAGACCGGAUAUUGAAAAAGCAUGAGAUGACAAUGAAGCAAAUUUACAGGGUACCAUUUGAGAGGAACUCUGAUAGAGUGAAAGAGCUGCGGUACCAGUAUGCACAAAGAACAAUGACAUUGGAAGGAAACGAGACCCCUCACAUCCUCGUGUUUGUGGAUGAAGCUGGCUUCAACCUGGCCAAGGGCCGAAGACGUGGCCGUAAUAUUAUUGGCUACCGGGCCACAGUGGAUGUUCCAGGCCAGCGAGGGGGCAAUAUAACCAUGUGUGCUGCCAUAUCUGAGAAUGGUGUGGCCACUCACAUCCCCAGUCUUGACCCAUACAAUACACAGAAGCUCCUCAUCUUCUUGGACCGCCUUCAUUUUGAUUUGGUCCCUGAAAAUGAGAGAGGUCUCAUAGGGCCUCAAUUACCACAAUAUGUUAUUGUAUGGGACAAUGUGAAUUUCCACCGUGGCCCUGGUUCACGACUCAUCCAAGGAUGGUCAUGGUUUUCCUACCACCUUACUCUCCUUUCCUCAAUCCUAUUGAGGAGUUUUUCUCCGCUUGGAGGUGGAGAGUGUAUGAUCGUAGGGCUCACGAUCAGAGGUCCCUGCUCCAUCCAAUGGAUGCAGCGUGUGACGAUAUUACAGGUGAUAACUGUAGGGGAUGGUUGAGACAUGCACGUUGUUUCUUCCCACGUUGCAUCACAAGGGAGAAUAUACGCUGUGAUGUGGACGAGAAUUUGUGGCCAGAUGGACAGCAGCAUGUGGAUGGCCAGGAGGGUGAGGACGGUGGCCAGGAGAGGGAGGGUGAGGACAGCGACCAGUAAAGAACCUUUCUUUACAGCACUGUAGGCUACAUAUAAUUUUCAUUGUUUUUUGUUUGUGUGUUUAUAUUACAGUAUAUUAUGCUGUAUACAUUUUCUUUUUACUUUUUUCUUUUUUCUUGUGUGAAUAAAAAUGGUUACAAUUUCCUUGGCAGUAUGAGUGCAAUGUGUGAUGUCAAACCUUGGAGGCUACUCUUACCCUAAAAUCAUAUUUCUUUUUUCAGUUUUAUUUACACCAUUGUAUUCUGUUAGCUAGACAAACAAACAGUACAGUAAGCAUUGUGCCAUAGUGACAAAACAUCUAAACAUUUUGACUUGCAGUGCUUACACAAUGCCAAAGGGACGAAGCCUUUUGGGGGCACUGACUGUUUAAAUGAGAAGGAAAUUUAGUUUUGACACGAGUAAAAUGUUUUAGGAGAGGUAUGAGCUUUUGCAGGUAAACCAUGGUGUUGUGCCGAACCAUCCACAUUAUUUUGACAAAAGCACCAAGACUGUUGAGAAUGUCCGGUCUGUUUUGAGAAAUGAGCCAAAGCAAUUGAGAAGGAUCUUUGCCAUUUCUGUGGCACUGACUCUUUAUAUGGAAAAGGAAUUUAGUUUUGAACCAUGAGUGAACAGUUUUGGUAGAGAUAUGAGCUUUUCCAAGUGAGCUAUAGUGUUGUGCUGAACUGUAAGACUGUUUUGCCAAAUUAUCUUAGAGUUUUGAGAA
Siniperca chuatsi (mandarin fish) is the source of this 3032-nucleotide messenger RNA. RefSeq lists its product as uncharacterized. The transcript is spliced from 2 exons. Gene Ontology annotation, molecular function: nucleic acid binding. The coding region runs from base 1419 to 2174 and encodes 251 amino acids. Lineage: Eukaryota; Metazoa; Chordata; Actinopteri; Centrarchiformes; Sinipercidae. The record is from RefSeq and is a predicted model, not a curated record.